AUGGGAGAGAACAAUAUCUUUUUUUUGUUAAUAUUAAGUGGAAUUCUUUAUUAAAGUAAUUCUAUAAAUAUUGUUAGCAUAAUGUGCUUGUCCAAGCUAUUGCUAGUGUAGUGGCGGCAGUUCAAUAUGCAAUACUUGUAACCCAGAUUACUAUAAGAGUGGUAAUAAUUGUUAUGCAUGUACAAAACCAUGUGCAACCUGUUCAACAAAUGCUACAACUUGUACUGCAUGUGUUGAUACAACAAAUUAAGUAAUUUCAACCUGUGCAUGCAAUAAUGGUCUCAUAAUGAAUACAUCAACCUAUUUGUGUGAAAACUGUCCAAGUAAUUGUAAAGUGUGUAGUUCUUCAACUAUAUGUACUUCGUGUAAUGAUAAUUAUUGGCUAAAUGGAAAUUCGUGUAGUCCAUGCAUAAAGCCAUGUUUAAAUUGUUCAUCAAGUGGUAGUAAUUGUAGUACUUGUGUUGAUACUACAAAUCAAACGCCAUCUUCAUGUAGUUGUCCAUCUAAUUAUAUAAUGAAUACUUCAAAUUACUUUUGUAAUUAAUGUUAAUUUCCAUGUGCUACUUGCUAAACUACAGUAAGUUAUUGUUUAACAUGUGCUUCAACAUACACUAUAGAUUCAAGUACUCAUACAUGUUCGUGCUAAAAUAAUCAAUUUGAGGUAAAUAGUACACCUAAAACAUGUCAAAAUUGUUCAAGUCUAUGUUAGACUUGUACAUUAUCUGCAACUAAUUGUGGUUCUUGUGUAGGAGGAUUACAUAGACAUCUAGAUAAUAAUUAAUGUAUUUGUGAUAAUGGGUAUUAUGAAAAUACCACUUGUUAACCAUGUUAAUUACCAUGCAUUAAUUGUACUUCAUUAUCAGUAUGUACAUCCUGUAAUGAUUCUACUUAUCAAUCAGGAACAACUUGUUAAUGCUAAGCAACUUAUUUUAUGAAUGCAUCUUUUAUGUGUUAAAGUUGUGUUGCUCCUUGCUAAAAUUGUACUUCUGAAAUGUUAUGUACAUCAUGUAUAUCAAAUUAUUACAAAUCGGGAAAUACUUGCAUUUAAUGUACUUCACCAUGUUACAAUUGUGUUGAUUUUCCGACAAAAUGUACAUCAUGUGUUAAUACAAAUGUAACGCCAAUCAAUAAUGUAUGCGGAAGUUGUUCUGAUGGUUAUUUCACAGAUGCAUCAUUAAAUUGUUAGUCUUGUAUUCAUCCUUGUACAAAGUGUUAAACAAAUGGUAAUCAUUGUUUAGAAUGUGCAACUACUUUUGAAAUGAGUACUACUACCCCAAAUACUUGUGUUUGCCCAGCUAAUAAAUAUCUAGUAGUAACUAAUACACCUAAUAAUUGUUAAACUUGUACAUAACCAUGCAAUACAUGCUUAGGAACAGCAGUUCACUGUUUAUCAUGUAUUGAUACUCAUUAAACUGUUGAUGGAUCUAAUUAAUGUGUCUGUAAUGUAGGGUUUUUUAUGAAUGGAGUAAACUGUGGAGCAUGUGUAACUCCUUGCCUAGAAUGUUUAGGAACUGCUAAUUACUGUACUGAAUGCAAAGAUAUACGGCAUUAUAAAAAUAAUGGACAGUGUAUUUGUAAUUCUGGUUACGUAAAUGAUAAUGACUUUAAUUGUAUUCCUUGUUAAGAUCCUUGUUUAAUUUGUUCUGUAAAUGAUACUCAUUGUGAUAGUUGCAGAGAUUCUAAUCAUUAAAUUAAUGCAUCUUAUGAAUGCAUUUGUAAAGACACUUAUUAUUCAAAUGCUAUAGAUACAUGUGCACCAUGUGUGCUACCAUGUAAAUUAUGUGAUAGUAAUGGAUGCUUAACAUGUAUUGAUACUAAUUAAAUCAUAAAUUCUUCGAAGAAUUGUAUUUGUAAACCAGGAUUUUAUGAAGUAGGCUUAAAUUGUUCAUAAUGUGCAACACCAUGCAAAACUUGUGAAAUCGAUUAAAAUCGUUGUUUAACAUGUAUUGAUAUUCAUUAAACUCAAAUCAGUAAUUAAUGUAUAUGCAAUGAUGGAUAUUUUGAAGUCAAUCAUAUUUGCUAAGAAUGUUAACCACCUUGUAAUAAAUGUCAAAAUACAGAUGAUUAUUGUCUGUCAUGUGUAGAUAUAAAUCAUGAUCUAAUAAAUAAUAAAUGUGUAUGUAAAUAUGGAUAUGGAUAAUCAGGAACUAAUGGAACAGCUUGUUCCCUUUGUUAAUAACCUUGUCUUGAUUGUUCAACAAGUGUAAAUACAUGUCUCUCUUGUAUUGAUACUAGUAUAUUCCACCUUGAUAAUGACAAGUGUUUAUGUUAACAAGGUUAUUUUUCUGUUGGAACAAACUGUGUAUAGUGCUCAUCAUAAUGUUCCACCUGCAUCGAUGUAUCUAAUAAAUGUUUAAGAUGUUCUGAUCCAAAUUCAGUGUUGAAUCAAAAUGAUUGCAAUUGUAAACCAGGCUAUUAUUAAAAUAAUUCUAUGAUUUGUGAAGAAUGUUAACUUCCUUGUCUAACAUGUAUUUCUAAUUCUAAUUAUUGCACAUCUUGUCAUAAUCCAGGAAUGCAAUAAGCAAUUGGAGGAUAAUGCAUAUGUAUAGAUGGAUAUUACAUAAUCAAUAAUUAAUGUGAAAAAUGUAAUUAGAUUUGUAGCAAAUGUGAUUCAUAUAAUAAUUGUACUUAAUGUAUAGAUGGGCAUUAUUUACAAAAUUAAAAGUGUUUAAAAUGUCAAACGCCUUGUUAAUCCUGUUUUGAUGAGUAUACUUGUAAAACCUGUACUGAUAAUUAUAUUAUGAAUAAUCUAGGAAUAUGUAUUUAAUGCAUUUAAAAUUGCAAAAAUUGCAUUGAUUCAUUAAGUUGCAUUACUUGUUUUGAUUAAUUUUAUUAUGGAAAUUAAUCUUGUAUACCAUGUUCUUAGAAAUGUUAGACAUGUGAAAAUGAUUCAAAAUUUUGUACUUCCUGCUAAAAUACGAGUCAAAUUUUAAUAGAUAAUUAAUGUCAUUGCAAGGAUGGUUAUUUUGAAGAAGAUUUAGAUUGUAAACCUUGUGAUUAACUGUGUAAAUUAUGUAGAAGUCUAUCAUAUUGUACAGAAUGUAUAAAAUCAGAUCAUGUUGUUUUAGAAAUGAAUUUAUGUGUUUGUUAAGAUGGUUUUUAUUUAGAAAAUAAAUCAUGUUAAUUAUGUGAUAAAAAAUGUCAAACUUGUACUUAAAAGUCUGAUGAUUGUUUGACUUGUAACUCUUAAAUGAAUAGAGUAAAAUAGUAAAACGCUUGUAUUUGUUAAGAUGGAUAUUUUGAAAACGAUAAUAAGGAUUGUUGGCCAUGUAAUUCAGAUGAGGGAAAAAUUAUUAAGAAUUGUAAAUAUAAAAAUUGUAAUGAUAAAGUGUGGACAUAUGAAGAAGAGUGCGAUGAUGGUAAUGAAGAAUCUAGAGAUGGUUGUACUAAUUGUAAAAUAGAUGAAUAAUAUUCAUGUAUAAAUAUAUUACUUUAACCAUCAUUUUGCUUUAAAUGUGGUGAAAACUGUUAAGAAUGUUAAAUAAUAGAAUCUAAUAAGUUAUCUGUAUGUACUAAAUGUAAUCAAGGUUAUUUCCUAAUUUAAGAUAGAUGUAGUUAGUGUGCUGAAAAAUGCUUAGAUUGCAAGAAUAGUGCUUCUAAUUGUAUAAGUUGUAAAUACCAGCAAAAUUAAAAAGGGGAAUGUUAAUUAUGUCAAAGUGGUUAUUAUUUUGACGAAUUUAAUAAAAAAUGCAUUUCUAAAUGUGGAGAUUCUAUUAAGACAGUAGAAGAAGAAUGCGAUGAUGGUAAUUUAUUGUCGGGAGAUGGAUGCAAUUAAAAUUGUAAAAAAGAAAAGAAAUUCAUUUGCAAAGAUGGAAUAUGUAUUAUUCCAGAAUAUCCUGUUCCAAUGUUAUUUAGUUAUGGAGAUAUUUAAUUAUAUAACAACAUCAGAAAGUUUAAAUUAGAAUAUAAUUUAUUUUUAAAUAUCCCUUAAGAUAAUGAGGUGGAAAAAAUGAUAAAAUUAUUCAUAAAAAAAUAGACCACUCUUAAUCCUAUUGAUUGUCCAUACGAAAUGAAAACAUAAUAUACUUUGAAUAAUUCAUCAAAUAUUAGUUUUUCAAUAGAUUUCUAAAUUUUCUUUAAUAGAAGUACAACAAAAGAAGAGUUUUUGAUUGAAUAUCUUAAUCCUUCAUAUUUUCUAUCAAGUCAAGGGUAUCCAUAAAUAUUAUCUGAAGUUUCAACUACGAUUCCAGAAUAUAUUUUUAUAGAUUAAGCACAAGUAAAUCAAGUUGAGAUGGCUGGAUCUAGCAAUUCGAUAUUAUUAUAUAUUAUGGCUGUAAUGGCUGGAGGAGCAAUCUUAUUUGGUGGAUUAGAUAUUUUUUAUAAUCUAUUAGAUACAAUCCAAAUGUUAUCCUACUUAAAAUACAUUAACACUUAAUUUCCUUUUAAUUUAUAAACAUUUUUUGACUUCUUUGGUUUUGCAUAACUCAGCUUUUUCUCUAAAUAUUUAAAUCUAUAAGAAUUAAUUGAUCCUUUUAUUGAUUAUGAAGAUCUUAAAUAAAUACCUGAAAAAAUUUAAAUUGAUGGCCUAAACUCUCUUUUCGUUAUAAAUGGAUCUUCCAUAUUAUUUGUAUGGCUAACACUUAUAGCUGUAUAUGUAUUCAGUAAAUAUUUACCACAUCUAUUGUUUGAAAUUAAAUUAAAAUAUUAUAAUGAAAUACCUGGAUAAAUUGAUUUUGCUCUUAAAUUUAAGUUUUGGAUCUUGGCUAUCAAAAUAUUAAUUAUUCAAUUAUGUUUAACUGUUGUAUAGGAAUUCUUCUACAGUGGCAUUUUAAGAACAUUUUUUGCAACUGCUUAUGAUUAUUCAUUUUCAAUGACUCUUUAACUUUUUGCCUUAGAGUUGGAUUCUUAAAAUGCGCUUGUAAAAUUCAGCUCCUUUUUAGCCAUAAUAGCAUUAGGUAUCUAUUUUUUUACUAUUUAUGUCAUUACUAAAAAAUGUGGAAACUAAAAAUUUUCGAUUGAAGAAUAUUAAUAUAGACUUAAAUAUAUGUCACUUUUUGAAGGAAUAAAAUAUGGUAAUUACAGUAAAUAUUUUUACUCUAUUAGUCUGACUAAGAAAUUUUUAUUCAUGCUAAUUCUUAUAUUUUGUUAUGAGUAACCCUAUUUUCAAGUAUUAAAUUUAAUUCUCCUCUCUAUUAUAGAGAUAUUAUGGUUAACUCUUUUUCAACCACUUGAUGAUCUGAAUGAAUUUAUAAAAUAAACUUCAUGCGAGAUUAAUAAAUCUAUUGCUCUCUUUUUAAUUUCAGGAUUAGUUUUAGAUUAAGAAGUCAAAAUUUUUAGUGAAAAUAUUCGAUCAAUUAUAGGAUGGAUUUGCGUAGGAAAUAUAAGUUUAAUUUUAGUAAUUUAAUUGAUAAUUGAUGCUAUUUAAUAAUGGGUUUUCUUAAUCAAAAAAUACAAAAAAUUUAGAAGACUGGUCGAAAAAUUCUAUUAAUUUUGGAAUCCUCAAAAAUAGAAAGCUGAUCAUUCAAUAUUUAAGUGA
Paramecium sonneborni is the source of this 5476-nucleotide messenger RNA. Lineage: Eukaryota; Ciliophora; Oligohymenophorea; Peniculida; Parameciidae. The record is from the annotation of a GenBank genome assembly.